Messenger RNA from Balaenoptera musculus (blue whale), 738 nucleotides. It is a transcript of the gene CMC2, whose product is annotated as C-X9-C motif containing 2. Gene Ontology annotation, cellular component: mitochondrion. The coding region runs from base 106 to 438 and encodes 110 amino acids. The transcript is spliced from 3 exons. The record is from RefSeq and is a predicted model, not a curated record. NCBI's taxonomy places the organism in Eukaryota, Metazoa, Chordata, Mammalia, Artiodactyla, Balaenopteridae.
GGCUCGUCGGUUCGACUUAAAGUUCAGGCUCUGCCGCGCCUUCGCGGACUCGCUCUCCCUCCCUCUACAGCGCCAGAAAAUGGGCCUGUCCAGGCCGGAUGGCGCAUGCGCAUCGGGCGGCGAGCGGUGGGGGUUGGCCGAGCGGGGUCAGGCGUGGAGGGCGCGGAACCUUCGCCAUCCGGAGCUGUCCCGGCUCCGGCGCCCUGGCCGCCGGCUUUUGGGUGCAGCGUCUUCGCCGGUGAAUACCGCUUCCGCUCUCCGGGUGUGGCCGCCAGUCGGCACAGCAUUCUGAAAUUUUUUGGUCAUUGCAAUGAUCUUGAUCGGGAGAUGAGAAAAUGCUUGAAGAAUGAGUACAUGGAAAAGAGGAACAAGAGCAGGGAGCGUGGCAACGCAAUGCGAAAGAGACUUUUUAAUCCUCCAGAGGAAUCUGAAAAAUAGAUCAUAUUUUCACUGGAUGCCUUGGCUAAGAGAAGACCCAAAGACUCUUGGGUGGUAGCUGAAGGAAUCCCGUUGCAUUUGGUCUCCAGAAUCCUUUGAAUGGAAAGUGACCCAUGAGAAAUCGAGCCUUGGAGAAGUAUGGAAACCCUGGAUCCGGAAUGUUGGUUGGGCAGAGCUGUUAGAACUCUCUCUCCUCUUCCAGCGCACCUGAGACUUCUAACGUGUUUGUUCCCUUUGCCUACGGCCCGUUGACAUUUGAGUAACUUAUCUCCCUCAAUAAAAUCAUUGAUUCUAAUCAUA